AUGGUAGUGGUUUAUUCGCUUCUGCUCCUUCUCAGUACCUUUUUGGUUUCUACCCCUUUCUCUUUCUCUCUCUCUCUCUCUCUGCGUGUGUGUGUGUGUGGCUGCGGCUGCUGCAGGGCAGGAAAAGAAGGAGAGAACGGGAAGGUGUCGGGCCCGAGCCCCGCAGCCCCUCCACUCACGCACCGAUUGUGUCAUAUGGACGUCAUUCUCACAACAUCGCCCCUGCUGGUUUCUUCGUCCCCACUCAAGGGUGGGGCGUCAAGUGUUUUCACGCAGGUGCCGCAGCCCUGGUCCCUUCUUGCUCAUCACCGCAACUCGCGCUAUCCGCACCCUCAAGGGAAAGCGGAAAUGUCAUCAACGUCCACUUGCGGUGCGGCGGAAGGAAUGUCUGAGAGAGGCGGUUUUGGCGCCUCCGCCGGGACGAUCUCCAGAGCGCCAUGUAGUCCGAUGGGCGUUCAAGAGGAAGAGGCGCGGCCCUACUCCCCGACUGUCUCGACUGUGGCCGUUGCUUGGGGCAAGCUACCAGAGUUGCUUCCGUCGACCGAACCCCUUGACAGCCGUGGCGGCGCUGGGGGUGGGGAUGGUAGUGGUGGAUGGGACUCCUCAGGGGCAGCAAUGGCGGCAGCAGCAGCAGAAACCAUGGAGAAGGGCAGGAGUGAGAGCAAACUAUUGACAUUUCUGAGGAAAAAUGCCUCUCCGUUCUUGAAAGUGGAGAAGACAGAGGCAUUGGGAGCCUUUGCAGCGGUUCUGCAAGAGGUACGUGAAUUGCACCUUUCGCAAUGCCCUUUGUGUGCCCCACGGCGGCCACCGAACUGGUGGACAUCCGCACGUGAGGAAAAAAGGUGCCGUGACACCCCAAAUGACAGGAACAACCGCAACGUUAAAAAAGUGAGGCAGCAAGACGAAGAGAAAGAUGACGAUUGUGAUGAGUAUUUGGAGCUGGACGUCUUGGGGCGAACACACAUCUUUAUGGACGCCGAAAGGAAGUGCGGUGAGGGGCAGAAACAACAAAAAAAGAAACAGCUAGAAAACGGGAAAUAUAUAGACUGUUCCCAAACAUCUUUGACAAAGAUGCAUCAGCGGCUGUAUGUCGAGGCAGUUGAAUUUCUUGAACACGUCUACAGCCGCCGAGAUCAUCUUCACGCCACAUGCCCUGUCAUGUACGCUUUACGUCCAGAGGCACAUUUGCUGCGGCGAGAAUGUGCUGCCCUUGGUGGUAUUGUCCUUCUUGAGGCUCUCUUGUUGGGUCUGUGA
Molecule: messenger RNA, 1254 nt
Organism: Trypanosoma cruzi
Lineage: Eukaryota; Euglenozoa; Kinetoplastea; Trypanosomatida; Trypanosomatidae
Exons: 1
Coding region: 1-1254 (417 amino acids)
Source: RefSeq, a predicted model, not a curated record